AUGGAGAUGAGGCAACCAAUCAAUCCUCUAGGUUUGUUUUAUCUGUUACCGCUCAAAUUGAUGUUGGAAAUCUUGUACAGGCUCGCCGUGAAGUCACUCUUGACACUCAAGUGUGUCUGCAAGCCCUUGAAUUCCAUUAUUUCCGAUCCUAAAUUCGCCAAAGAUCACUUUCGCUUGUCAAAGACCCGUCAUUACCACCUCCUCAUAUGCCCGUGGGAUUUUCGUAAUGAAAAGGGGUUCGUUCUCUUUGAUUCCCAACUUCCCUCCGUUUUAAACAACACAACUAGCACCAUCACGGAGACGAUGCUCAAUUUCCCUCUAAACCCUUGUGGCACUUUUCGUGUUUUCAUAGCCGCCUCUUGUGAUGGCAUCAUCUGUUUUGAAACGCGGUGUGUCAAUGACAACCAUGGUAAUCUUGUAUUUUGGAACAUUUUUACUAGGAAGUUCAAGAUAUUGCCACCUUUGGAAAAUCUACCUUAUAGUUCAUUUGAUGUUGUAUACAGUAUCGGGUAUGAUUAUUUCACCGAUAGUUAUAAGGUAGUUGCCAUUUCGUUCAAACAAAUCGAUAAUUCUUGCGAAACUGAAGUUAGGGUUCUUACUUUAGGUACCAACUCUUGGAGUACGAUUCCAUGCUUACCUUCUCAACUACUCAUGGGUGAACUCGAAGUUUCUCCAGGAAAAUUUGUAAGUGGAACCAUUAAUUGGGUCAUACUAGAUAAAAAGAACAACAAUUCAUGGGUCAUUCUUUCUCUUGAUUUAGAAAAAGAGUAUUAUCAAGAGAUUUCGCAGCCUGAUUAUGGUCUAGAUGAACCUCUGCUUGAAUUCCACUUGGAGGUUUCUAGGGAUUGCUUAUGCAUCCUUGCUCAGACUAAAACUUUUAUGGGCGUUUGGGUUAUGAAGAAUUAUGGAAAUAAAGAUUCUUGGACUAAAUUGUUCAAUAUUUCUUUCGCGACGGAAUUUGGUCAUGCUGAUUCCAUCAAUCAAUUUUAUAUUUUUGAAGAGGAUGACCAAUUGAUUUUGAACUUCUUUGAUCAGGUAUAUGUUUACAAUUACAAGAAUCACACUACAAAGACUCCUAACAUUCAAUGCCUCCUUUCAACUUCAUUCAUCUCUAAUGUCUACGUUGAGAGUCUCAUAUCACCUUGA
Medicago truncatula (barrel medic) is the source of this 1146-nucleotide messenger RNA. Its product is annotated as F-box/kelch-repeat protein At3g23880. Gene Ontology annotation, molecular function: protein binding. The transcript has a single exon. Bases 1 to 1146 code for a protein of 381 amino acids. The record is from RefSeq and is a predicted model, not a curated record. NCBI's taxonomy places the organism in Eukaryota, Viridiplantae, Streptophyta, Magnoliopsida, Fabales, Fabaceae.